Aspergillus costaricaensis CBS 115574 is the source of this 3261-nucleotide messenger RNA. RefSeq lists its product as uncharacterized. The transcript has 6 exons. The coding region runs from base 1 to 3261 and encodes 1086 amino acids. NCBI's taxonomy places the organism in Eukaryota, Fungi, Ascomycota, Eurotiomycetes, Eurotiales, Aspergillaceae. The record is from RefSeq and is a predicted model, not a curated record.
AUGGUACGCAGGAACUUCUUCUGCCCCAUUUGUGGGGUCGUUAUCGAGCCAGUUACGGUCAAUGCACUAGGCGAGGUAACGGCGCUGGAAUGGUACCAGAUGAUUCGUGUGGGUUCGUUAUUCCCUCAUCUUAUGACCUCUAACCUCCGUUGGUUUCAUUGUUCGCCCGGGCUGAUUAUUGCCGUGUGGCAAACAGUCAGACGUCACGUAUUUUGGGCCCCGGCUACAAUCAGUGGUAUAGGUUACCUCGACCCCAAUGAGAGAGUUCUCGCCACGCCUGAACCAGAAGCUUCUAUCACAGACCGACAUGCCCAACGUGAAGAAUAUGUCAAAUUCCUUGAUAUUGAUGGACACUGGUCUUUCAUCCUUCAUGCCGGCUGCUGGGAUAUCAUUAUCCAAAGCACACCACGAACGGAAUCGAACGUUACAAGAAUUUGUACUACCUUACACGCUAUACUCUACUGUUCCGUGUGGAAAGGUACUUGCAUUGAAGACUCGGAGCAUGGCUCUGAGGGCGCAGCCCACUUUCAGCGACAAUUUGACAGCCCUGAGGCGGAUAUUAUCCGCAGUCAACAUGCUUAUCUCUUGGUUAACCCCUCUCACUUACUUAGUGUGGAAAGCUUGUUCCUUCCAGGGCGCGAACAUGAUAGCUUCCCUUGUACUAUCAGUGUCCCCAGCACCAUUGGUGCCGACAGUGAUAGGUUUUCCACUCUCCCAACUGAAAUGAUACAUUAUAUUUCCAGCUACCUAUCCUCAAAAUCGGUGGGGGACCUGAGAUUGGCCUCUCCUUGGGUAGCUGCCAAAACUGGUGUCAUGUCCCUGCCACAAGGCUUUUGGUGGAGCCGCUUUUGCCCCGGUUUUGAGAUGGACUUUGCGUUGCCAAUACUGACUGGACCAGUGUCAAAUGGGCGUCGAGCUUACUUCGCAAUCAAAGCGGCACUGCAUCUUCCGGAAAAUUGGGGCCUCAAAAGUCGACGUCGGAUAUGGAAUUUUAUCUCCAAACAUGCCGAUUUGCUCCAGCAUCACACUGUUGAAAGUGGAAUUUUGUCCGUGGUGCCUUCUAUCCUGGCGAUUCACAUACUCUACCGCAUCGACGGAGCAGAGGCUUUUCUGGUAACCUUUGGUUCCCGAGAAUACAUAGCCGGCCUGCGUUUCACACUCACAGACACUUAUACUGGUCAGGAGCAAACGCGCCUUCUUGGUUAUACUGGUCAGAAGAAGCAGCCUUUUGUCAUGUUUCCUUCAUCGCAAGACGUUGUAGGUUUUGGCGUGGCAAUAUGUGCAGGAGGCAUUGUCGGCUUGAGAUUACUCUUGAGGCGCGACACGCUCACUUGCUGGACAAGAUGGAUUGGGAACACAGAAUCCAAGGAGGCGCAUAUUUCAUACGGACAUUUGGUUCCGGAGAGGCCUGUCGAAGAGCUUCAUGUUCUAGCACCCUUUGACGCAUUCAAAAUGGUCGGAAUGGGAAUCGACGACAGCCCAUCCUGUUCUCCACCUAGCCAGCCACCGCAGCUCGAGCCAGUAUGGACACCAUGUCCCCCACGAGCUGGACCGCGCUUGUUGCCUGGGCUUCAGGCUCUUUCUUCCCAAGUUCUUAAUCGUUUCCUGAACAUUGACUUUGGCGGUGAGCGCGGGGAAAGGCUAGCGCACCUAAGCCGAGUCGUAGCGCACAUCUCCAAGCCCCAAUGUCCUAUACUAGGUUUAAGCUUCUACUUUGUUGGACUGGAACCAUUGCACUUCGGCCGUCAAGGAAUGAUAGAAAUGUCAUUCCUAAUCGAUGGACCCAAAGGAGAGAGAAUACAGGGCGUUGCAUACGAUCGAAGAUCGGACGUUGUCGUCGCACUUAGGAUGCUCACUAACUUUAGAGGCGACAUAACAUUCGUAGCUAAUCGACUCAUCGGUCCGUACAGUGCGGGCUGCGAUCCGGACUGGCAAGACAAGCUUGACCAUAUGAGUAAUAUAAUAAGGGCACCUAGAGGAGAAGUUAUUGUUGGCUUCACUUCUGUUCUUGAAGACGCCGGUGAUUCGUUCCAGACAUUCGGAUUACAAUGUGAAACGGCGAAUGCCGUAGAAUUGCAUCAGCCACAACUUUUGGGGACCGACAAGCAUCAGAUGCCAAAGCUUGAGGGGAAGAGAAUAGACGACAUAAGUGAUUAUGUCGAACGCCGAUGUUAUGACUACACUACUGCCUCCCUAGAUGGCAUCGUCAGAAUACGAUUUUCCUGUGGACAAGACGGUCGUCCCAGACGGUCAGAUGAGAUCUCUGGCUUAUGGCUAGAAUAUAGUGCCGCCCGUCCCGUUAUUCUGGGGCAGUGGAUCACUGAGGUUGGUACAAUUACUUUGCCGGAAAAUGAGCCUAUAACGGAAAUUCGACUUUGGCUUAGGGGAGCUACAAGAUUUUUCAAUUACUCACGGCCCGUUGGUCGUGUGAUGCAAAUUGGAAUAUCGACUCAUACUCAAUCUUUCGUGUGGCCACCGACUCGGCCCUCUGACGAGGGUGGAAUAGUCUGCUUGACCUUCCAGAGCAGUUACUUGGAGAAGUUGUCCUUGCUUAUGUGGGUAAUGAUUGAUACCUGGGAUUCAAUCUUUCCCAUUAUGGCCCCUUUAUCGCGAGCCCGUCAUUUGACGUGUUGGAGCGGCGGCUUGUUCAGAGAAACAAAAUACCCAUGGGAGGAACCUCACAAGGUACUAUGGACACUCGGAAACGGCACCGACCGCUUAAUUUCAAUUACCCCAUUUCAAACCCGCUCGAUGUGGAAAGGAAUCUCAGGAUUGAGGUUCACUUACGAGUCUGGGCGAACUAUCAACGCCGGCACUGCCACCACCGGUGAUCCUACGUUGCCCGGAAUCACGGUUGAAAAGGAAGACCGCCUUUACAAGGUUGUUAUCCGUAAAGGCAUUGAAGAUUUCGUUGACAUAUAUGUAAGACUUGAACGAACGUUCAUUUAUUUUCCGGCGAGUUUCUCCCGUGAUAUUAAUGUCGGAACCUUGUAUUUCUCCUUCAAAAACGCGAAAACUGGUCAAGUCACUACGCAAUCCUUUGACAAUUAUAAGAACUUUCAGGAUCUAGUAUGCGAUGGCGAGAUCUCUCGGUACAUGAUUGAUAUUGACCAGAGACACUACAACUUUGACGAUGGAUGGAAAACGCUUCAUACACUACCUUCGCAGAUUCCAGAUGGUGAAGUAGUAGGUCUCUAUAUUUCUGAUGUUCGAAUGGACUUGAAUGUGGGGCUAGUUCUGCUGCAGGAGAAUUCCGUUUGA